AAUUACGGCAGCUCCUUUUCCAGACGAAGCUAGAUAAACAAACAAAAGCAAGACGUUAUUUUACAGCUAUUUAUGAAUUGGAGAUUAUUUUGACGUCUUGUUAUGUAUAGAUAUGCUUACCAACAACAAACUGAUCCGGUGAAUACCCGGUAGCUCAGGCAAACAAGAGCUAGCAUCCUACUAACAAGUUAACUGGCAGGCUGCGUAGCUAACUUGUUAGCUCGACAUGUUUAUUUUAGUGCUGAGGGGAAGGAGCGCGACAUGAUGGCAUGAACCUAUCGCAGUGCAAGCAAAUAGCUACAGUUGUCAGCUAAAGGUUGUGAGAAACAGGUCAAACUUGGCCAGAGUUUUAACCGGAACUGCACCCCGUAAAAUCUCCACAUCGUCACCAUGGCGUGGGCUCUGAAAUUGCCCCUCACGGAUGAAGUGAUUGAGUCCGGACUGGUCCAGGACUUUGAUGCCAGUCUGUCCGGCAUUGGCCAGGAGCUCGGUGCUGGGGCGUACAGUAUGAGCGAUGUACUUGCCCUCCCCAUUUUCAAACAAGAGGAGUCCAAUCUGCCUCCAGACAGUGACAACAAAAUCCUUCCCUUUCAGUAUGUUCUGUGUGCAGCUACCUCGCCAGCCGUUAAACUGCAUGAUGAAACACUCACCUACCUCAACCAAGGACAGUCCUAUGAAAUUAGAAUGCUUGACAAUCGGAAGAUUGGGGAACUUCCUGAAAUCACUGGUAAAAUGGUGAAGAGCAUUAUUCGUGUGGUGUUUCAUGACCGACGACUUCAGUACACAGAGCACCAGCAGCUGGAAGGCUGGCGCUGGAACAGGCCUGGGGAUCGCAUCCUGGACCUGGAUAUCCCUAUGUCAGUUGGCAUAAUCGACCCCAGGGCUAACCCUACUCAGCUUAACACUGUGGAGUUCCUUUGGGACCCAUCAAAAAGAACCUCAGUUUUUAUCCAGGUUCACUGCAUCAGCACAGAAUUCACCAUGCGCAAGCACGGAGGAGAAAAGGGUGUGCCUUUCCGCAUCCAGAUCGACACGUUUAAAGAGAAUGAGAGUGGAGAGUACACAGAACAUCUCCACUCUGCCUCCUGCCAGGUCAAAGUCUUCAAGCCUAAAGGAGCUGACAGAAAGCAGAAAACAGAUCGGGAGAAGAUGGAGAAGAGGGCGCCACAGGAAAAGGAGAAGUACCAGCCCUCCUAUGAAACCACAAUCCUGACAGAGUGCUCUCCCUGGCCUGAGAUCACAUAUGUCAACAAUUCCCCCUCUCCUGGCUUCAAUAGCACACACAACAGCUUUCCUGUUGCUGAAGGAAACGGGUCGCCAAACCACCAGCCUGAGCCUGUUGUUCCGGUUGCAGAUAAUUUGUUACCCACAGCGACACCACAGGAUGCACAACAGUGGCUUCAUAGAAACCGCUUCUCACCUUUCUGUCGGCUCUUCACCAAUUUCUCAGGGGCAGACCUUUUAAAACUGACCAGGGAGGAUGUUAUUCAGAUCUGUGGGCCAGCUGAUGGAAUAAGACUCUUCAAUGCACUGAAGGGACGGGUGGUACGUCCAAGACUGACCAUCUACGUUUGCCAGGAGUCGCAGCAGGCACGGGAACAGCAACCAAAACAUGAAAAUGGUGAUGCUGCUGCCAACACUUUCUUUGUAUAUCAUGCCAUUUACCUGGAGGAUCUCACUGCUGGUGAGCUGACAGAGAAGAUUGCUCAGCUCUUCAACAUCUCACCCAGGCAGAUAAAUCAGAUCUUUAAACAGGGUCCCACUGGCAUCCAUGUGCUGGUUAGUGAUGAGAUGAUUCAGAACUUUCAAGAUGAAGUAUGUUUUGUUUUGGACACAAUGAAAGAUGACACAAAUGAUGGCUACCACAUCAUCUUGAAGUGAAUACUGGGAAGGAGAAUAGCCCAGCCUUGCUCUCCUCAUUAGACCCAAUCCAGUCAGCCCCUCUAGAGCUUCAAUACUCCUUGCUGAUCCUGGAAUAUAUGGAGAUGCCCCAAGACAGCUCUUGAAGCAGCUAGGAGGAACAUGUGACUGAAGCACCUGGCCCUCUCCUCACUACACCCUACUGUCUUACUUUUGAGGGAGUGACUCUGGUACCACAGCAAAUUAACAGUCUCCUUCUCGCCCUGCCAUUGUCUCCUUUAAAUGGUUGCAUUUUCCUCUGUCGCUUAUGUCUCAAAAGGAGGUUAGUGGCGCUACAGCUGCUGUCGUUGUUUGUUAGCUGAGCAUCUGGUGUGCCAAAGCUCUGUACGUCAGAAUCAACAGUUGUCUCUUUAAAAAAAACAACAACCAAAAAAAAGGAAAAAAAAUCAAGGUAAGGAAAAAGACACUGAUAGUACUUUACUUUCAGUCUGCAAUUCAGCAUGAUUUCUCGUCUUCGUGCUAAGUUGCCAUAUGGAAUACAAGCCAGUCUGCAAGAAACACGGUAAAGCUGACACAGUCACACACAUUGAAUUAAAGAACCACAAGAGGCUUCAAAAUCAACAACCAGGAUGUCAAGGGAAACAGUUGGAAUCUAGCUGUCCUUCAGAACAUCUGAGAUUCCUUUGAAAGCUAGCGAUGUUUGUUACUUUUGAGAAGAAAAGUUUUUCUAGACUCCCGAACCCUGUUAGGUCUUCAUAGUUUGUGUAGACAGCGUCGUGGCACACGUGAUUUUUACUUCGGCAUCUUGAAAGAUGAUAAACACCGUCUGUGUUAGUGAUCACAGUGGCAACACCAGCAAACUGUCUCCAUGUGCUUCCUCUCCUUAUCGGCUUAAUUAGCACACCAGCAUUUCAUUAUGUUCGUUUUUUGGCCAUUUUUGCUCAACAUUAUUUUCUUCAUUUUUAACAUGUUUUUGUAAUGAAUCAUGUGCUACUUUGGCAGUUAUUUUUUGUUCAAAAAAUGGUCUUUUUAACAUACUUAGAUGUCUUCAUCGUUGUUUUUGGAUGUUACCACUUCCAAAUGCUAAUACGUGUUAUAAGUUGUUGUGCACAUGAGAGCUGCAUGUGAAAAGAUAUGAUUAGUUUAUGUUCGGUCCUUUGUACAUGAAAUUGAUAGCUUGAUAUUUUAGAUAUUCAUUUUUUGCCCCAUUUCGUCAGCAUCAUUAAAAUACUUACCCAUGUGCUA
This is a messenger RNA of Stegastes partitus (bicolor damselfish), 3105 nucleotides long. It is a transcript of the gene tfcp2, whose product is annotated as transcription factor CP2. The record is from RefSeq and is a predicted model, not a curated record. Gene Ontology annotation, biological process: regulation of transcription by RNA polymerase II. NCBI's taxonomy places the organism in Eukaryota, Metazoa, Chordata, Actinopteri, Pomacentridae. The coding region runs from base 391 to 1881 and encodes 496 amino acids. The transcript has 16 exons. Gene Ontology annotation, cellular component: nucleus. Gene Ontology annotation, molecular function: RNA polymerase II cis-regulatory region sequence-specific DNA binding; DNA-binding transcription activator activity, RNA polymerase II-specific.